GCAUCUCCCUCUUCUCUCUUUCUGCACCCCCCUUCUUUGUAUUUCUGCACCUCCCUUUACUUCUGAAUCUACCUCUUCUCUUUUCUGCAUUUCCUCCUCUCUUUUGGCAUCUCCCUCUUCUGUAUUUCUGCAUUCCCUCUUCUCUCUCUUUUUGCACCCCCCUUUUCUGUCUUUCUUUUUCUCCCUCUUUGCUCUUUCUGUGCAUCUUUUUCUCUGUCAGCAAUUCCCUCUUAACUCUUUUUCCACAUCUCUGUCAUCUGUCUUUCUGUCCUUCUUUUUCUAUUUCUCAUCUCUUUUCGAACCCUUGCCCUCUAUAGAUUGAUCAAUUGAAAUCAGACAUUCCUGUAUAGCACAAUAGACUUUUUGACACAUUUUUGCACUCCUUUAUGACCCACUGAAAAUCAUUCUGUGACCCACUUUUGGGACCAGACCCACUAUUUGAGAACUACUGGUGUGGACACAGUAACUGAUGGUGACUGACAAGAUUCAAGCUGAAUGCAAAUUCACAGAGAUCUUUAUGUAUGCUAAACUCCUGUGGUUCAAAGGAUUGUAGCUAUUCUGAUAGUUUGAAUGCAUGGCUACCUCCACCCUCCCAGCAACCAAUCAAAAAGCAGACUGCCACAAGCAUGUGGGAACAUACAUGCUCCAGAAAACACCAGAACACUUGGCAUGCAAAUUUGCAGAAAGUAGCAAACAUUGCCUCCUCACUGUGUCACACUGUCACGACUCAGCAAAGAGUGAAGGGUUGUUUAUAAAAGAUGAGAACGGAGGACUUUUAAAAGAGCGUGGAAACCACUUCUUCUCAGAAUUUGGUUCAUUUAAGUGUAAGAGGCUUUCAGCAGGAGGCUGAAUUCAGACUUGAACAAUGGCCUUUCAUAUUGAAGAGAGUGAAUGGAGCUCAGACGCGGGGCUCUGUGGGCUCAAAUUAGUGUGUGAAGUUGAAAGCAUCCCACCCCCACAACACAUUUCAGACUUAGUAUGUUGGCAAUAAUACAAAGAUGCUGCGUCCGUUUGGUAUUGUACAUAGCAAAGGUGUAUCCAGUACUUUUCCAGACUGUUCCAAAGUAUGUCAAACUGGUUGUGGUUCAGUUUUCUGCAGGUCUUUAACUGUUCGACUCUGUUCAGGGAUUAAGCAGCUGCACAGCCAGAGGGGAGGGGCUCAGCAUUCCAACCCUGCACCUCUGUGUCUGUGUACAUGUGUAGAGAGAGUGAGGGGCCCUCUGAGCUAAUUGGCAGGGAGGUUGACAAAGGUGGUCCGCUUCAAAAAAAAGAAACCAUGGUGAGAUGUUCACACAGGAGAGGAGGAGGAGGCAGAGUAAGGGGGUAGACAGGCUUUCAGAGUUUCAGUUUAUUCUCUGAGAUGUUCUCAUCCUGAGCAGGGAUGGUGGAUGUGACUGCUGAUUUCUGCUGUGCUGUUUUGCUGAGAAAAGUGGACUCGAUGAGGCAGCUGUGGAGAUAAACACUGGCUGAGGAUGAAUAAAGUAAAAGUGGAGGAGAGCAUCAUGUCCUAUCUGUCGCAGAGUGAGAAUGAAAGCAGCCAUAAAGACUGUAAGUACUUAAGAAACUAUGAAAAAAUAUGUUUUCCGACAGAAUAUAAAUGUGCUCCCUGUGGACCUACAGUAGUGAUGAUACACUGAAAUAAUAUAAAAACAGGCAAGCAUUUCUGUCAGUUACUUCCUCUAUGAUAUUCCUGGAGUUGUGGCUGUCAGGUAAUCUGUGCUGCAGACAUGGUUUGACACAUAUUGAAGUACUCAGGAAACAUUCUGACCUAAUUCAGGGUCAGAAAGAGCUCAAAGGGUUUACAGAAUGCUGAUUAGUGUAUUUAAUGGGGAGUCUCUUCCAGGUUCUUAUUCGACUUAAAUAAGCAGUCUGGAAAUGCUGAUUAACAGACAUUCAGCUUUCAUAUUUAGGUCUAGCACUUACACUCUCUGUCCUCAUUUUGACACGUGUUCCUCUCAUACAUGUGUAGUGAAUGUCGUAGCCAUGCUGCAUAACUUCUGGGAGCGGAGGCAGGUAAGUCAGUCAAGUGGCUCUUCCACUGAGUCAGAUGGGUCUGUUGGAGAUGCAGCCAUCCAUACAGAGAGUCUGCUGCUGUAUGAGUCUGCACCAUCCCCUGCUCCACCGUAUGUCUGCUACGUCACCCUGCCUGGAGGAAGCUGCUUUGGCAACUAUAAGGUGUGUAGCAGUCAAGCUGAGGCUCGGAGGGAUGCAGCCCGUGUUGCUCUGAUGAACUCGUUGGUGAAUGAGCUGCCAUGUCGACGCAUCACCUCCCAGUUUAUCACGCAGAGUUUACAGCAGGCGGCCAUGGACAGCGCUGUCUCUAUUGAAGAUGCAUGUGAUUCAGGCACCAGUAUAGGAACUUACAGUUUGCUGCUCCACGCCUACAUAGGACGGACCAUGCUGGAGUUCCAGGAGAUGAUGACCAUUUUCCAGUUACUGCACUGGAACGGGACACUAAAGGCCCUGAGGGAACGACAGUGCUCUCGACAGAGUGUAAUUGCUUAUUACUCUCAGAGAGGGCUUGAUGAGUACAUGCGCAGUAGUUUGGCUCUGGAUUGGCUUGGACGGGAGCAGAAGUCACCUGGGCGACUCAGGGAGGAGCUGAAGGUGGCUCAGAGAGAGCUGGUGUUGUCCCGGCGGCGAGGCAUUGAGCUGCGCUUCUACAAGGAGAAGACAGAGAUCCUCAUUUUGGCAAUGAGUCAGGCUUACAUUCCCCGCACACCUGAGGACUUCGGUCAGGUGCAGAGUAACACAUACCAGCAAGAACAGCUUCCUUUACACACAUUAUACAGCCAGGGCGAAGACUAUCAGAUAACCCCAUCCUGCAGUCCUACACAGACUCUCCACAAAAACACAAAACAAUUUGACUAUCAAACCUCUGGCACAAACACACCUCAUGACAGUCCUUCACCAUGCUCACAGCAGACUUUUGUUCCUAUAGAUAACUUUGAAUAGACUGAAGCAGAAGGUGAACGAAAAACAUUGAAGUUUGACUAUAAAGGAGUAACUUACAAAAGUCUAUCUGGGUGAACAGAGAUUUAGCAUGGCCACGGUUUUAGGAGCUUUGAAAUCAUGAGGCGAAUCAAUGUCAUGUUCAGUUUUGUACUUAAUUUUUUCACCUUACUAACAACCUUUUGUUACUGUUGGACUAAGACUGUAUUAGCACCUGUAACCACAAGCAAGAAGCAUUCAAAGAAUAGAAAUAUAUCACAAGGAAAUAUAAUCAUAAUAUAGAUGUGUCAUUUUAGCUGCCUUACCUCUUAUAUAUGUCCAUUUAUGUUGGUAUGAUGCACAUGUUCACCUGUAAAUAAUUAAGCAAAUGAAUUACAUCUACUAGUACAGCUUCUUAAUUCCUAACAUUUCCCUUCUCCAUCUCUGCUUUGCAUGCCCAUUUUCAUAAUAUGAACAACUUGGCAGGGACAUUCAGAAAGCUGACUGACCAUGUGACAUGUCGGAUGACUUGGUGUGACAUGUUUGUGACAAGCAGUUAUUUGGCACAGACAGCAGCUUUGUAUCAAUGAAAUAAAUAUUAUGUUACAGGAUGUCUAAUCAGGUCAGCUGCCGACAUUAUGAAGAACAAGCCCGUACUUUGUGUAUAAUGAUCCGGUUCCUACAGACUUAGAGCAUUUCAUUCUCUUUGUUGUGGUUGGGUGGUGGUGGUAGAGGAUGCAUUUAA
Molecule: messenger RNA, 3676 nt
Organism: Cheilinus undulatus (humphead wrasse)
Lineage: Eukaryota; Metazoa; Chordata; Actinopteri; Labriformes; Labridae
Gene: lix1
Product: limb and CNS expressed 1
Exons: 5
Coding region: 1876-2955 (359 amino acids)
Biological process (GO): autophagosome maturation
Cellular component (GO): cytoplasm
Source: RefSeq, a predicted model, not a curated record